AUGUCCAGACAACACGGAUUGACCAAGGGGAAACCACGCCUGACCAACCGGCUUGCCUCCUGCGAUGAACCGACUGCCCUCAGUAAACCAGAGCGCUAUGGAUUCCAGGAGUGGACUGUGAGGUGGGUGGAAAACCGUCUCGACAGCAGGGCUCAGAGGGCUGAGGUCAGCCAUUUGCAGGCCAGUUGGUUGGUUGUCACUAGUAGCAGGCCUCAGGGGUUAAUACUGAGCCAAAGAAUGCUGAAGGGUUUCAUUACCAUCCUGGAUGUUGGGAUGGGUUGCAAAUUCAUGGAAAGGCCGCGCGAGUUCCUGAUCCAGGCGCUGGAGAGGGUGAAGGCAGGGAAGCGAGCCGAGGGGGAGUACCCUUACCUCAUGGACGAGGCCAACCUGGUCGCCAUGUUCCAGUUGCUGGAUGUCCUAGGGCAAGGCCACAUAACGCCCGGGCAGUACAGAGAAGCUCUUAAAACUUUGGGACUGAGCACUGAAGAUGUGCAGUUUGGAGAGGAUGCGAUUAUCACACUUGAUGUAUUCAAGGAAGAAGUGAAGAAAAAGAUGCUGGAGAGCUGGGCUGUGUAUUAGUUUGAGCAGUGGUCUGCUAUAUGUAUUAAAAAGAGGCACCUUGCUCAAUCCUUCUGGGUUCUCAGCCGUGGAUAGCUGACUUUAGGCAGUACUCUCUCAUUUCCCUCACCCCAUUUGAGCAAUCGCUGAAAAGGACAAAUGACAAGAACUUGUUCAUGUUUACCAGGCCCAGGAAGGGUUAUCCUUUGAAAAUGGCUUUUUUUAAUACAAUUAGAUGGUUAAAAAAAGUAGAGCGCUCUUUUAUGCAACUAAAAUAGUGUUUUGGAGUUUCCCCCUUCAUGGCGUAGCUUACAGUAAGGGGUUAUUAAUUGUUGGCUUAUUACCAUGGAAUAAAAUUAAGAGUUGAGCU
Egretta garzetta (little egret) is the source of this 928-nucleotide messenger RNA. RefSeq names its product EF-hand calcium binding domain 10 (gene EFCAB10). The coding region runs from base 1 to 579 and encodes 192 amino acids. The record is from RefSeq and is a predicted model, not a curated record. The transcript is spliced from 5 exons. Gene Ontology annotation, molecular function: calcium ion binding. Lineage: Eukaryota; Metazoa; Chordata; Aves; Pelecaniformes; Ardeidae.